Messenger RNA from Lycium ferocissimum, 1700 nucleotides. RefSeq names its product glucan endo-1,3-beta-glucosidase-like. Lineage: Eukaryota; Viridiplantae; Streptophyta; Magnoliopsida; Solanales; Solanaceae. The record is from RefSeq and is a predicted model, not a curated record. Gene Ontology annotation, biological process: carbohydrate metabolic process. Bases 37 to 1530 code for a protein of 497 amino acids. Gene Ontology annotation, molecular function: hydrolase activity, hydrolyzing O-glycosyl compounds. Gene Ontology annotation, cellular component: plasma membrane. The transcript is spliced from 3 exons.
CUUAGUCAAUAACACAAAAAAAUUAAAAAAAAUAAAAUGGAGGUGUCUAAUAAGAAAAUAACAUCUCCAUUAUUUACCUUCUUGUUUAUUUCAGCUAUCUUUAUUCAAUGUUUUACUUUUGUUUCCUCCAUAGGUGUUAACUAUGGCACCCUUGGCAACAACCUACCCCCACCAUCCCAAGUUGCUCAAUUCCUCAAAGACAAAACCUUAAUCGACAAAAUCAAAAUUUUCGAUGUGAAUCCAGACAUCCUACGUGCCUUUGCCAAUACAGGAAUCUCAGUUACUGUCACUGUCCCAAAUGGCGAAAUUCCCAAAUUAUUGGACAUUGGUUACGCUAAGAGUUACGUGGAAGCAAAUAUCAAGCCAUUUUAUCCACAAACCAAAAUUGAUGUUAUUGCUAUAGGAAAUGAAAUUCUUCAUUGGGAAACACCAGAAGUUCAAAAUAAAUUAGUCCCAGCAAUGAGGACAUUUUAUCAAGCACUAACUCAAUCUGGUAUUAACACAAUUAAAGUGUCAACACCACAUUCUUUAGGAAUUUUACUAAGCUCAAAUCCACCAAGUAUGGCUAGAUUUAGACCAGGUUGGGAUGUUGGUAUUUUACAACCAAUGUUACAAUUUUUACGUGAAACAAAAGGACCUUUUAUGGUGAACCCAUAUCCAUAUUUUGGUUACAACCCACAGCAAGUUGAUUUCCUUUUGUUCAGACAAAAUCCAGGUGUUUUUGACAAGUUUAGUAAGAGAAUGUACACAAACAUGUUUGACAUGUUGUUGGAUGCUGUAUAUAUGUCAAUGAAGAGACUUGGUUAUGAUGACGUAGAAAUAAUUGCUGCUGAAACAGGGUGGCCUUCAUUAGGGGAAAGUUUUGAACCACAAUGUACUGUAGAAAAUGCAGCUUCAUAUAAUGGUGGAUUAUUAAGGAAAUAUGUUACUGGGGCAGGAACACCAUUGAUGCCACAUAGGAAAAUUGAGACAUAUAUUUUUGAUUUGUUUAAUGAGAAUAGUAAAACAGGUUCUAAUGCUGAGAGAAAUUUUGGAUUAUUUAGGCCUGAUUUUACUCCAGUUUAUAAUAUUGGAAUCAUGAAAGGACAACCAUUGCUGCCAAUGCCAGUGCAACCAAAGCCUCUUCCACAGCCAGCAUUGCCACAACCACAACAACCAAGAGCCCCGAGAAACCGCGCAAAGCCAGGCCCAAUGCUACCAACCCAACCAGGCCCAAAACUUCCAGCCCAACCCCUUCCAAAGCCUGCAGCACCAAUGGGCAAGAAAUUUUGCAUGCCAAAACCACAGGCAACAGAUGCACAAUUGCAAGCCAGUUUAGAUUGGGCUUGUACUAAUCAAGGUGUGGAUUGUGGCCCAGUUCAAGCUGGAGGCCCAUGUUUUAACCCAAACACUGUUAGGUCUCAUGCAGCCUUUGUUAUGAAUUCUUACUAUCAAAUUAAGGGCAGAAAUGACAUCAACUGUGAUUUUUCUGGCUCUGCUGUCAUUGUCUUUGCUGAUCCAAGUUAUGGUACGUGCAAGUACCUAUCUUGAGUUUUAUGGCCAAGAAUGGAAGAUUUUGCAGCUACUCCAACAUUUGAAGGAUUAGUUUUGACAUCAAAAUUUUGUUUUUUAAAUAUGUACUUUGAUUUGACAAACUAAUCUAAUUAUGUUGAUGUGUAGUAUGUAUUUAUGGUUUGUACAUGAAAAAUGCAACUUACUCA